Messenger RNA from Aspergillus novofumigatus IBT 16806, 2724 nucleotides. RefSeq names its product SMEK family protein. Lineage: Eukaryota; Fungi; Ascomycota; Eurotiomycetes; Eurotiales; Aspergillaceae. Gene Ontology annotation, cellular component: protein phosphatase 4 complex; nucleoplasm. The coding region runs from base 1 to 2724 and encodes 907 amino acids. Gene Ontology annotation, molecular function: protein phosphatase activator activity. The record is from RefSeq and is a predicted model, not a curated record. The transcript is spliced from 8 exons. Gene Ontology annotation, biological process: DNA damage response; protein dephosphorylation.
AUGGCGUCGGACUUACAACCACCCAACGAUCGUAAGCGGGUUAAGGUCUACGAGCUGAGGGAUAAUGACUGGUUCGACCGAGGGACCGGGUUCUGUAUGGGACAGAUUCUCGACGAUGAACCGCGAAUAUACGUCCAGUCGGAGGAUGAGCCCGACCGGGUGCUCCUGGAGACAAGAAUCACUAAGGACGAUGGCUAUCAGAAGCAGCAAGAAACCCUUAUCGUAUGGACAGAGCCUAAUGGAACGGACAUGGCGUUGAGUUUUCAGGAAGCGGAGGGCUGCGCGGCUAUAUGGAAUUUUGUGAAUAAUGUCCAACAACACCUACACAGCUUGGUAUCAGCAGACGAUGCCUUGUCCGACGAUCUCGAGAGCUAUCAGUCAAUCAUGCUACCUCCGCCUGAGCUUGGGAAUCUUCCGGAAAUCGAUCACAUCAUGCGGGCGGCCAGCAUCACUCAAGCCGGUCGCGACGCGCUAUCUAAAUUUGUCAUUAGAGACGAGUACAUCCCGAAGCUGAUACCUUUAGUCACUGUCGCAGAGGAUCUGGAGAGUCUUCCGGAUUUGCAUCGACUUUGCAACAUAAUGAAAUCGCUUAUUCUACUCAAUGACAACACUAUUAUUGAGACGGUCGUUACCGAUGAUAUUAUCCUGGGUGUGGUCGGGGCAUUGGAAUACGAUCCCGAAUUUCCCACUCACAAGGCCAAUCAUCGACAAUAUCUCGCAGAUCAGAGCCGCUACAAGGAAGUCGUUCCCAUCAAGGAUCCCAUCAUUCGCCGCAAGAUUCGCUACACAUGGCGCCUACAAUAUCUGAAAGACGUGGUGUUGGCUCGAAUACUGGAUGACCCGACAUUCUCUGUCCUCAACUCUCUGAUUUUCUUCAAUCAGGUGGAGAUAGUGAAUCACAUUCAGUCGAAUGGACCCUUCUUGAAAGAACUCUUCUCAGUUUUCGACCCUCGGAACUCGGAUUUGAAGCGCAAGGAUGAUGCUGUGCAAUUCCUUCACCAGUGCGCUGGAAUCGCGAAGAAUCUACAGGCUCCCGCGCGCGCCAAUCUGUUUGCGAACUUCAUCAAUCACGGCCUUUUCGCCGUCAUUGCGUUUGCCAUCAAACAUCUUAAUCCAGCCAUGCGCACUACAGGUGUCGAUCUCCUUGUGGCGCUGCUUGAUCACGAUCCAAUCAUGAUGCGUGGAUAUAUGCUCAAGGCCGUCAACGAAAAGAAAACGCCCCUUACCGAUACUCUCAUCGAUCUCCUGCAUGCUGAAUCCGACCUUGGUGUGAAGAAUCAGCUCGCAGAUGCCAUCAAAGUUCUAUUGGAUCCUCAAAUCCCUUUGCAGGAUGCCAUGGGUCGGGCUGGUCCCGAAUAUUUCUCGAAAUUUCGCCCUAAUAUUCUCUCCGAUGCGUUCAUGCAGAAUCACUUUGAUGAAUCCGCUAGAAGACUCUUUCUUCCCCUCAGACGGCUUGAGAAUCGUACCGACCGUAAGUACUGCGUGCACUGGUUGGCCAUUAUGCUCGACGAUACUAAUUGGGACAACGGCUACGCAGUUAACGAUCUCACGUUCCAAGAAGUAUCCCUAUAUUCACAUUUGGUCGAUAUCCUCACAUUCUUCGUCCGUCAACAUCUCUAUCGAAGCCGUAAUGUCAUUCACAACGAGGCUCUUGCGCCCCGAAUUGCCCAGCUACUUAGAGUUCCUCAGAAACACCUCAAAUUAACCGCUUUGAAGUUCUUCCGCACCUUGGUCAGCCUGCAAGAUACGUUCUAUCAGGCGUUGAUGACGCACAACAACACUUUCGGGCUGAUCCUGGACAUUGUGUACGAAACUAUGCCUCGCGACAACCUCCUCAACUCCGCAUGCCUUGAGCUCUUCGAGUUCAUCAAACGAGAGAAUAUCAAACCCAUUGUUCUUCACAUUGUUGAAAAAUACCGUGAGAAGAUCAAGGAUAUCACUUACGUUGACACCUUUCAGAAUUUGAUCCUGCGCUACGAGCAGAUGCAAGGCUAUGGAGCAGAGGCGGACUCAACUCUGUUUUCGCAAGAGGAGGAAGCUCGAAAAUUACAGGCGAAUGGCCAACGCUGGCAAGGGGUCAAGGAGAUGGAUGCUGCUGAAGAGGAAUACUUCAACACAUCCGACGACGAGGAUGAGUGGCAGCAAGAGAAUCGUGUGCAUGGUGCUGUGGCUGUCAAUGCGCAGAACGGCGCAGCUUCGCCAGUAGUGAAACCCUUGGUCGAUUAUCCAGACGAUGAUGAAGACGAGAAUGCGAUGGAUACAAAACCGGAAGCCGACGAACUCCAGGCGCAGCAAACACCACAGGAAGAGAAUGCGACUGCCGAUAUCUCGUUGGAGACGCAGUCUACGCCGGUUUCUCUGAGCAUACAGACUCCUCCGGAACGCCUGUCAGAGAAGCGUCGGCGUGAAGAGGAGGAUGACGAUGAAUUGGUCAAGCUAACCUCAGGGCCGAAAAGGAGGAGCUCUACGAGCAGUAGCUCUGGCAGUGCAGGUCUUAUACGGAGAAAGCGAGGCAUGUCAAUUGGAACUCUUUCUACUGCCGAAAAGGGAACAACUCAGAAUCUUUCGGGUGGGUUGAGUGGCGCAGCGCCUAAACGGAUCGCUAUCAACCUCGGUCCCGCAGCCAAGCCAGCCACUUCGGAAACUGAGUCGAACGAUUCUACCUCAAGUCAUACGAGCAAUGAGAAAGAAAACCGAGUUGACGGUGUGAAAGAAGACGCUUGA